Molecule: messenger RNA, 5537 nt
Organism: Sciurus carolinensis (gray squirrel)
Lineage: Eukaryota; Metazoa; Chordata; Mammalia; Rodentia; Sciuridae
Gene: Glipr1
Product: GLI pathogenesis related 1
Exons: 7
Coding region: 1-798 (265 amino acids)
Cellular component (GO): extracellular region
Source: RefSeq, a predicted model, not a curated record
AUGACCUGGACGGUUUCUUUUGUCUCUAGUUAUUCAUAUAAGGCAAACACUUUGCCAGAUAUUGAAAGUAAAGAUUUCAUCAAAGAGUGUGUUCGAAUUCAUAACAAGUUUCGAUCAGAGGAAGGCAGCGUGGAUUCUGGGUUUGAAUGCCAGAUCCGUGACUUUAAGCUGACUUGGGACCCAGCCCUAGCCAAAAUUGCAAAAGCAUGGGCAAAAACUUGUCAGUUUAAACAUAAUCCACAGCUGAAAUCACACCACAGUCUGCACCCAAACUUUACUUCAUUGGGAGAAAAUAUCUGGACUGGGUCUAUACAGUUAUUUUCAGAGUCUUCGGCUAUCUCAAACUGGUACGAUGAAAUUCAAGACUAUGACUUUAACACCCGAAGAUGCACAAAAGUCUGUGGUCAUUACACUCAGGUUGUCUGGGCAAACAGUUACAAGGUUGGAUGUGCAGUGCAGUUUUGCCCUAGAGUUUCUGGCUUUGAAAGUCUUUCCAAUGGAGCACAUUUUAUAUGCAACUACGGACCAGCAGGAAAUUACCCAACUUGGCCAUACAAGAAAGGAGGCACCUGCAGUGCUUGUUCCCCAGAUGACGAGUGUUUAGAAAAUCUCUGUGUUAAUCCAAAGCGAGACAAGGUCAAACGUUACUACUCUGUUGUGUAUCCAGGCUGGUUCAUAUUUUCAAGAAACAGAUACACAUCUCUCUUUCUUAUUGCUAAUUCAAUAAUUCUAAUAAUGUCUGUCAUAAUUACCAUUUGGGUAAAGGACAAAUACCCUAAUUUAACUCUUUUGGACUAAUAUAAUCUGGGGGGGGAGAGGGAGAGACAUAUUCAUAUGGCUUUAAAAAAAAUAACAAUUGGGUAUAUUUCUAAUUUCCAUUUUAAAGUGAAAUAGAAAAAACAUAUACUGCUGCAGUGAAGACUUGCUCAAAAGAAAAAUGGUUCGACUUCCUAAAUAUAACUCCCCUUUACUUUCCACUUUUUUAUGAAUAAGCAUUGUUUUCAGAUUGCCACAGCUAGGCUUCCCGUAAGUAACCUCAUUCAUAGCUUCAGUUUCCAAAUCUGUAGAAUGAAUGAGCUAGGCUUUUCCAAGUUAACUCCACUGACAGUUAUUUCUCACAUGCGGCCUCCACUUAAAGUACCUGGUUUCCCUGUUCUCUUGCAGCGUGGUAUUUUUCUGGUUUAACACUUCCCCAGACUUGGUAACUAAAGGAUUUGAUUUCAGAGGUCUCGAUUUUCUGCUUAUCUGCUGUUUAAUCUUAAAAUGAAAUAAAGGAAAUUGUAAGAAGGUAUAAUUAGGGAGAAAGAAUGCACUGAAAAACCGGCAUUUAUUUUCCUCAAAACCAAAUGCUGGGACAUGAUUAUGUUUAAAAACUAACCAAUGAAAUCAGACUUUGAUUUAAUGAAAAAUUACAAUAGUCACAUUCCAAAAGUAUAUAUAUAAAAACACUUAAAAGUUACUCCUAAACUCAUGCUUCGGCAAAACCUGCCUGGAACUGAUUAGGUACAAUGUAUAAAAAGACUUUCUAGCACAAAAAAUUUCAAAACACACAAGAAUAGAAUCUAUUUAUAAAGAAUAUUAUUAUAUAAACAAAAGCAACUCAGAAAUAUUAUUUCUCACACAUAACGCAACUAAUGCCCUGUCAUCUUUCAAAAUCCUUUACAAAAGGAGAUAGCUAUAUAAAUUCUGGUUCAGGGGGUUUUGGUUAUUUUUUUAAUGUUACUUUUUCUUUUUCUUUUUCUUUUCAUCUGCUUCCAUCUUAAGCUUAACUUCUUCAGCUGUAAGGGCUCCCAGUUUCUUGUUCUUUGCUUUCUUAACCUUUUCUUUGAUGGCAGCCACGUCAAUUUUAGUUUCAGUAGAUGCUACAAAAAUUAAAAAGAAAAUAUAUUUAAUUCUUUAGAAAUUAAAACAAUGUGUUUCAGAACACUAUUUUAAUAACUGAAAGGUCAUGUUAUAAAAUAUGAAACACCUGCCUAAAGUUAGAAAUUUCCUCAAACUACAAGAAAACAAAUCAUGAAGUCUUCAAACAUGUAUUAGUGAGAGUACAUAGGAAAAUGGCAUGACAGUUUAAAUAAUUUGUAUCAAUUACUGAAUUUAAUAUUUUUUCCUAAACCUUACUUGAGAUCAUUUAUAUUCUUUUCCUUAUUUUGGAACAUGAGAGUACUCAUUAACAUGUCACUUUUUCAUCUUGCACACAAAUAGUUACAUUUCAUAAAAAAUAUUUCAUGUAGACCUUCCAGCUUCAAUAAUUUUAGUAAGCGAAUCAUAAAGCUACAAGUCAAAUUCUAAUUCAUCUAAGACCAUAACAAAAACUUCAGCUCUCCAAAUAUUAGUUUAUUAAUGACUAAUAUUAACAAAGUUUCUGUAAAAAGGACAGUAAUUUGAAAAUGUGUGCAGGAAACAUUGCCAAAGCAUCUAAUCAAUGCCAAAAGCAUGAACAAAAUAAACUAUGAAAAAAAUGCAAUCUGUUUACCAUUUACAUACGGUACUUAAGAACAUAAAACAAUCUAAGAUAAAAUGUCACCAUACCUACAACCUAGCCACUUGAGAUGCACAGAGACUCAGAGCCUCCACUAUAUACAACAGCUCAUUCUUAAUUAACAUAGGCUAAGGUUAACCAGCUACCAAGUACCCAAAGUACUUAAUUGACAGACUGUACAAACUAAAAAGAAACCAAAUUUAUGUAUAUGUUGCUAGGAGAUGGUAUGACAGUUUAAACAACGUGCCACUGAUGGUUUUGGAAGAUUACUUUAGAAUGAAGCUAGAAAUGGAGAAGAAAAGGCAUUAAGAGUUCUCUAAUAUCUUUUUAAUAUCCCUGAGGAAAAAAAUCUCCUGUCAUUACUUUGUUGGUGUUCUUUAGUCUAAAGUAGUAAGAACUCAAUGUUAACACAGAAACAAACAUUAAGCCACAGAUCAAAUAAAUAAAAACAAUUUCUGAAAGCCCUCUUUGAGUUAUGAUAGCAAAGCUUAAGUUGCUUCUAUUUUUAUAGAAUACACCGAUUACUCUGUGUUUUCAUCUUUCCCAAGCAUGGGUCAGAGAAUUGGGAAAUAUUCUCAAGCUGGGAUACUCUGAAAUAGGUAUUAGCCGCUACUGAAUUAUAAAUCACCUCAUUCACUUCUUGUCCAUAGACUUGAUAAUUAAGGAAAUGUUAAGACAGUUGAAAGAUAUGGUUAUUUCUUAUUAACAUGACAGAUUCGAACAAAUGCUCUAUGGGUUUACUUUUCACAGAAAGUGGACUUUUAUAUCAAAAAGUGAAAAAUGAGCAUUACCUUCCUUAGGUUUCACAACUGUUUUUUCUUUAGGUGGAAUAAAUGCUUUGUUUCUUUCCUCCUGUCUUUUACUGAGAGCUUCUGCUUGUUUAGCCUACAUUAUUAGGAAAUACAUUGUGAAAGAUUAAUUGUAAGUAAAAAUUCAGCACCUAUGACUUUGUUAUUAAUGUUGUCAUCAAGACAUAAAGAGUGUAAUGUUACCUUUAUUGCUUCCAUUUUCUGUCGCUUCUUUUGAUUCGCCUUCAAAAAGUAUUCACCGCUAGCCAAUUCUCUAUCAAUCUAUUGAAAACAGUAUUUAUAAUUAUGUUGGAAAUAAUGUACAUGAAAAGUAAUUUCCUAAGAAAGUCACAACGUCCUUUGAGUAAAAACAGUGGAGUCAGUACUCUCUAUGACUACUUCAUAAAGGUAGCAACAUGAACUACAGAUUGGGGGUAGAGGUAGAAAAUGGAAGGAUAGGUCUUAUCAGGGCACUCUGUAUAUAUGUACAGAAAUUUCACACUGAACCCUAUUAAUAUGUAUAGUUAAUAUGUGUUAAUUAAAAAGAACUAAAAAGAGGCUUGCAGGGGUAAGGAAGGAAGAAUAGCCAAUUAAGUACAGAACAGGUCAUUAGAAGUAUGGCAGUAUUAUGAGCAAGGAUUAGUAACUGGAUCACUAUGUUCUUCCCAGCUAUCAUUUUUCUUAUGGUCUCACUUUGUUUCUCCUUUCAGAGUAGACUCUGUGAGCUAACAUUUCCAUUGCUUUUUCACCAUGAUCACUACUCCUUUUUUCCCUUUGGCCUUUCAUCAUCCCUUCCCUGAAAAACUCAAAACAUAGGGCUUGGAGAAGAAAAGAUGAUAGAAAAGCAAGGGUUUAUAUCCUGAGCAGAAAACAACUACUAGAGAUGAAUUAUUUUUAAGACAUACACAAAGAAUGGAAAUAAUCGAUACCAGAGAUGCAGAUGGAAUCACACAGGUGGAAAUAAUUGGUGCAGAUGAGGAAAAGGAUUACAGAGAGAAGAGUAAGUGGAAGGAGCUUUUUCUGAUGGCCUCAGAAAAGUAAAUGCUACAUCAUCUACUAGGAGCGAGAGGGUGCUGAGAGAAUUAAAACAAAAAGAGCUGCCAGAUAGGAGGAUCUGAGGAUGGAAAUACGAAUUUCUAGUAGAUUAAAUGCACAGACAGGACUUUCUGCAUUUUCAUAUGGUAGUGCAUUAUGGGAAAGUUUUUGGACUUAUCCAAGUCUUACUAGUUUUGCUAGGAAGGUGUGACAGAAGGGAAAGCAGCAUGAAAGAAAACAAAAAGAAAAGGAAAUUUUGGCCGCAGCUGGAAAGGAAAUGAACCAGAAGACAAUGGACAAAAUGGAAGGAAUUCAUAACUCAGAAAAAGAAUGAAUAUUAGAAUUUAAGAUUUCUAAAAUCAUACAGAUAAGGGUCACAAAAGAACAUUGCUGAAGUAAAGUAGAGAUACUGUGGACUAAAUCACUUAAUUUUUUUUUUAAAUCUAUAGAACAUUUUCAGUGGCUACAAGGACACAACUGACAACCAACACCUUGAUGUAGUUCACUCGCAGUGUGAAGGCCCCACUCCCCAACCCCAUGCAUUUAGCUCAAAAUGUGCCUCUUUACAAUUCAGCUUCUUCUACCUCUACAAACAUACACUGUCUCUCUCCCCACCUAACCACCCUCAAUAAAAUUUCUGACAAAAUAAGAUCAGUUUUUCCUUUACAUAAAGUUCAACAUUUAAUACUAACCUGACUCUCUGGUUGCGGUGGUGGAAAUGGUGUGUAUGCUUUCUUAACAGUUUUCUUCUUCGGUUCCUUGCGUUUAUUCACAUUUUUGUGUUUGAAGUGUGGCAAGAAUCUUUCCCAACUUUGUGAUCGUAAUUCAGAAUCUUUUGCCAACUCUCGUUUAAUCAUUAAGGUCUUCAGUUAUACAUGUAUAAAUAAAAUUUAAUAUCAAAAUUGAUACAUUUGUUUAAACUAUUAUAACUAUUGCUUCUACAAAUAGUUUUAAAAGGAAUAGUUCCCAAUUGCUUCAGAAUUAACCAAUUGCACUAAUAAAAAGAUAUGUCAUCGUAAAUAUGUACAGUCAAGCAUCAAGAAAUCAUAAUAAAUUUGGAUUAAGAAAUGCAGAACUAUUAAGAGAUGAAAAUGAAACUCAGUUUUUCAGUGACUAUUUCAAUAAAAUCUUUAUAAUUCAACUUAAUUAUAGUAGGUGGGGUUCUUAAUUAGCUGAUGUUCCCUGUAAGCAGGAAGAUUUUAAUAGCCAGUACGACAGCAGGGAAUGAAAAACGU